UGCUAGUGUGUUCCACAUUUAUCUGAACACGUACGUGGAAUGGAUCAUCAUCAGAUUAAUAUAUAAAAUUCAAUCAGAGAAUAUUUAAAAUCAAAAGUUAUAACUUUCAUCAAAGACAACGGUAGUUCAAUGACAGAGAAAAGACAACGAAGUCGAUGACCAAUAUUAAGUAAAUGGAAAAUGUGCAAGGUUUUUGUGGGAUAAAACAAGAAUAUACGAGUGCCACAGAUAAAAUAAAUACAGUUCGACUGAAGAAAGAGCCCGAUGUAUACCAAACUGAUUACAAACAGACUAAUAUUGAGGAUAAUAGAACAGAAAAAGUCAAAUCUGUAUUUAAUGUAACAUCUGUAUCUGAAUGUCAUUCGACAUGCGCACAAGAUUCGCUUAUUGGGGAUUCGCCAAGGCACGUAAAGUUUGAGAAAGAAAAUGAUGAAAUCGGUACGGAUAAUGGUCUUGAGAUUAGUACAAAUGAUUGUAGUAAUGAAUGUGAAAUUUGCUCCAAAGAUUUUUCAAGUUUCAGCAAUUUAAGAAGUCACAUGACUACUCAUAGAGGGAAAUCACGUAAUAGUAAGAAAUUUAAGUGUGAGAUUUGUGGAAGGACUUUUGAGAAGAUUUACCUACUUGUAAAUCACGAAAGAUCUCACAUCGGUGAUGUUGUAAGAGAUGAUAAACAGUUAAAAUUCAAAUGUGGAGUGUGUGGAAAACAAGAGCCGGAUAAGAGAGGAUUUGAGAACCAUUUGAGAGUUCAUACAGGCGAACGACCUUUUCAGUGUGACGUGUGUGAUCUAUCUUUCAAACAGAAAAGCCAUCUCAGACGACACAGUAGUGUUCACACGGGAGAAUUUUUACACGAAGGAAGUUUUAUACAGUGUGAAAUCUGUGGUAGACAUUUUGGACAAAAUCAUCAGCUUAUUCGUCACAUGAAAUGCCACUACCCGCCGGCUAAGAAGGAAUACAAAUGUGACCUUUGUCCAAAAGAGUUCACCGAAAAGCAUCAUCUCGUACGACAUGCUCGCUUACAUACUGGUGAAAAACCUUAUAAAUGUGAUUUUUGUGGACGAUGCUUUACUACUGACUCUGGUUUGACUAUUCACCGUAGACUUCAUACAAAUGAGAAACCUUACACGUGUAGUUUGUGUGACAAGUCAUAUACACAAUCAUCAUCAUUGAAGCUUCACAUGCUUGUGCAUUCUGGAGAACCUCGUUAUACGUGCACAGAAUGCGGAGAGGAAUUUGAUAAACUUAGCCAUUUUAAAAAACACAAGCAUUGAAAUGUCGAGGUGUAUACUAUGGUACUGUAAUACGGCAUUUCUGUAAUGACUGAUCCUUUAAAAAAUGUCCAAUAUCGCUAAUGUAAAUUAUGACUGUAUUGAUUUUGAGAAUUCUGGUACCCCCAAUUUCUGUAAAAGACAGAAAAACAGUAUAUUUACUAAACGUUUUGAUGGACAUAUCUACAGUAUUAGUUUUUUUGAUAAAAAAAAUUAUAUUUCUU
Molecule: messenger RNA, 1492 nt
Organism: Mytilus californianus (California mussel)
Lineage: Eukaryota; Metazoa; Mollusca; Bivalvia; Mytilida; Mytilidae
Product: gastrula zinc finger protein XlCGF8.2DB-like
Exons: 2
Coding region: 174-1271 (365 amino acids)
Cellular component (GO): nucleus
Source: RefSeq, a predicted model, not a curated record